UCUCUUUCUUUUUUCAAGACAAUGAGGGCAAAAUUAUCCAAUUAUUUAAAAAUAUCAACAAGCUUCCAAAAAAUAUCUUAUAUAUAAGGAGAGAAGGAAUAUUAAGGACAGGAUAGGGAUAAAAAUUAUUAAAUUUUGUGUUGCCCAAUACUUACGUAAAAGUAAAAAAGGAAACAAAAUAAUUAAGUUGGGGACCACGUAUUUUGGAAAAAUCCUAUAUAUGGGAGGCAUAUCGUGGCCACGCGAAUUAAAUUAGAAUCACAGUACACAAGAUUUGUCCCCAGGCACGUGAUCUUUCACUGUAAACAUAUAAACCACACAACAUAUAGAAGCAGCUCAAAAUUAAAGCAGCAUGGAAACAUUCAUAUUUUUGAGGAGCAAGGCAGUGUUGAGAAAUUCAGACAAUUGCAAACAUGGCUGAUAGUAUUGUUGAGCAUGAGUUAGAGCUCAGCGUGCCGGCAAGCGAGGAAUGGGAUCUCUUCGGCAUGCUAUGAUUCUGAGAAUUCGCCAAGCAAGAGAUGCCAGAACUGUUUCAGAAGGUGGAGCUUGUUGAAGGAGAUGGAGGAGUUGGAACUGUUGUUAAGAUAACAUUAGCACCUGGUAUACUAGGGCUAAGCCCUUAUAAAGAUAGGUUCGCAAAGAUAGACAAUGAGAAGCGGAUCAAAGAACUAGAAGUAAUUGAAGGAGGCCCCUUGAAGCUAGGGUUCACUAAGUUUAGGGGUUGGUUUGAAGUGAUAGAGAAAGGCGAAGAAUCGAGCAUGAUCAAAUCUACAAUUGAGUAUCAACUCCAAGAAGAUUUUGCAGACAAUAAUGAUACUGCCCAUCUUGUUUCUGAUUUUAAUUAUUCAAGCUCUUGCCCACAUUGCUCAAGUUGCCAAACUUCAUCUCAACAAAAACAGAACAAAACUUGCACAUUAAGCAAACUAAAUUCACGCAUGCAUGUAUGUUUUGAAAAGUUGGAUUUAGAAGAAGGAGGAUGA
Prosopis cineraria is the source of this 980-nucleotide messenger RNA. RefSeq names its product norbelladine synthase-like. Gene Ontology annotation, molecular function: signaling receptor activity; protein phosphatase inhibitor activity; abscisic acid binding. Gene Ontology annotation, biological process: defense response; abscisic acid-activated signaling pathway. The record is from RefSeq and is a predicted model, not a curated record. The transcript has 2 exons. Gene Ontology annotation, cellular component: nucleus; cytoplasm. Lineage: Eukaryota; Viridiplantae; Streptophyta; Magnoliopsida; Fabales; Fabaceae. The coding region runs from base 519 to 980 and encodes 153 amino acids.